ACAGGUGCCGAAUCCAGGCCGGGGACAAACGGUGGGUCACCUCACACGAGGAAUUCCCGCACGCACAUCAAUGCGCCGCGCCGGCGUGUGCGACUCGUCUCUCGCCGGCCUACAAAAGCCGACCUGAUCAAACACGCGCGCACCAACGCAGAGCAGCGUCCAUCCCGUUUCCAUUUCUCUAACCGAACGUCGUCAUGCUGGCCUCGAAGCUCCCCGACGCGACCAAGGGCCUCGGCGCCGGCGCCAUGGACGUUGAGGACGGGAGCGGCGGCGUUGGCGGCGGUAAGAAGGUGGCCGGCAGGUGGCCCGGGUUGGUCCAUUUCUUCUUCGUCCUCACCGUCGUCAUGUGCGCGCUCGUCUACGCCCCGCGCUUCCUGUCCCCCACUGUGCCCGUCGACUUCUUGCGCCCGCAACGGCCGUCGUCGUCCGGUAGAGCGGCCGGAGGACAGCUGCAAGGACGGGGCGAGGACGGUGGUCGUGGCAAUGUGGGCCGCGCGCUGGUUCUCGACAACCAGGUCAACUCCCCGUGCGCGUCGAUGGGCGGCCAUGGCAUCUGCUGCGACCGCUCCGACUUCAACACCGACGUCUGCUUCAUGGCCGGCGAUGUGCGCACGGACGCCGCGUCCCUCUCGUUCCUGCUCUUCCCGCCGCAACCGCCUAGCGGCACCGCCACCGCCAACGCCAACGCCACCGUCGCAGAGAAGGAGGAGCGGGUGCAGCCCUACACGCGCAAGUGGGAGAAGCAGCUGAUGGCGAAGAUCCACGAGGUCCGGCUCCGCGCGGCCCGGCCGGACGAGGCCGACGCGCACCGGUGCGACGUGCGCCACCACGCGCCGGCGCUGGUGAUGACGGCCGGCGGGUACACGGGGAACCUCUUCCACGCGUUCAACGACGGGUUCCUGCCGGCGUGGCUCACGGUGCAGCACCUGCGCCGCCGCGUGGUCCUCGCCGUGCUCGAGUACAACCCGUGGUGGGCUGGCACGUUCCGGGAGCUCGUGUCGGGGCUCUCAGACCACCUCGUGAUCGACCUCCUACGCGACAACCGCACGCACUGCUUCCCGGGCGCCAUCGUGGGGACCCGCUUCCACGGCACCCUCUCCGUCGAGCCAGCCAGGACGCGGGACAACCGGACCCUCGUCGACUUCCACGACUUCCUCGCCGGAGCCUACAAGGACGACAAGAGCACGCCGGAGCCCGAAAAGCAGCAGCCGCGGCGGCCGAGGCUGGGGCUGUACUCGCGCAAGGGGAACCGGAUGAUCGAGAACGAGGCGGCCGUGGCGCGUCUGGCAGAAUCCGUGGGGUUCAACGUGUCCAUCCUGGCGACGGCGAACGGGGCGCCGCUGUCGUCGGAGUACGCGGCGGUGAGCGCGUGCGACGUGCUGGUGGGCGUGCACGGGGCGGACCUGACCAAGCUUCUCUUCCUCCGGCCAGGCCACGCCGCGCUGCUGCAGGUGGCGCCGCUGGGCGUGCCGCACGUGGCGCGCGGGUGCUACGAGAAGGCGACGAACAUGAUGGGGAUACACUACGAGCAGUACGACGCGGCGGCGAACGAGAGCUCGCUGGUGCGCAAGUACGCCGCCGACGACGUGGUGCUGCGCGACCCGGAGGCGGCGACGCGCGAGCGCGGCUGGGACCUCACCGCGCACGUGUACCUCGGCGGCCAGAACGUGACCCUCGACCUCGGCCGGUUCGGCGACGUUCUGAGGAAACUGCACUCCCGCGCACUCCGGCUGCCGGCGGCAGGGCCGUAGCUCUGCUUGGUUGGUUGGCCGGAUACGCGCGCGCGUGCGUCGCCGGUAAAUGAACGACCGAUCGGUUGCCGACGAUCAAGCUUCUAACUGCUCCGGCGGCCGCGGCCGGGAUGCACGCGCGCUGCAUGACGUACCUGGUAGGGUGCUCGAUCGAUCGCAACCAUUUUCUUGGACUCUUGUUCGACAGCACAGACACCACAAUGGUUUUUGUUUUGUUUUAUUAAUUUGUUAUGUUUUGUAUGUGGACAAAAGAGCAUAUAAUCCGUGGAAUACCCCGUUGAUAAAACUUUGUUUUUGGUUUGUAUAGUCUGGUGAUGACAGACGGGACGGCAACGGCAUGCAUUGCUAGUGCUAGGCUAGAGCUGGCCGGUACGGUGCGGCGUGCCGCGUGCAUGCUACUACAUAUGGAACUAAAUGUUCCAUGCGUUAUGCCUAGCUCUGUCUUGAUAAGGACAGGGCAGCAGAUUUAAUGGCAUAAA
Molecule: messenger RNA, 2230 nt
Organism: Hordeum vulgare subsp. vulgare (domesticated barley)
Lineage: Eukaryota; Viridiplantae; Streptophyta; Magnoliopsida; Poales; Poaceae
Product: xylan glycosyltransferase MUCI21-like
Exons: 1
Coding region: 195-1751 (518 amino acids)
Molecular function (GO): glycosyltransferase activity
Source: RefSeq, a predicted model, not a curated record